Messenger RNA from Dipodomys ordii (Ord's kangaroo rat), 862 nucleotides. It is a transcript of the gene Aqp5, whose product is annotated as aquaporin 5. Lineage: Eukaryota; Metazoa; Chordata; Mammalia; Rodentia; Heteromyidae. Gene Ontology annotation, cellular component: apical plasma membrane; plasma membrane. Bases 65 to 862 code for a protein of 265 amino acids. The transcript is spliced from 4 exons. Gene Ontology annotation, biological process: transmembrane transport. Gene Ontology annotation, molecular function: water channel activity. The record is from RefSeq and is a predicted model, not a curated record.
CGCCCCCGACGCCCACACGGCCACCCCACGCCGCGGCCGCAGCCGCCGGGCCCCCAAGGCCACCAUGAAGAAGGAGGUGUGCUCCGUGGCCUUCCUCAAGGCCGUUUUCGCUGAGUUCCUGGCCACCCUCAUCUUCGUCUUCUUCGGCCUGGGUUCGGCUCUCAAGUGGCCAUCGGCGCUGCCGUCCAUCCUGCAGAUCGCCAUGGCCUUUGGCCUGGCUAUAGGUACUCUGGCCCAGGCCCUCGGGCCCGUCAGUGGUGGCCACAUCAACCCGGCCAUCACCCUGGCCCUCCUCGUUGGCAACCAGAUCUCGCUGCUCAGGGCUCUCUUCUACGUGGCAGCCCAGCUGGUGGGCGCCAUUGCUGGGGCAGGCAUCCUCUACGGGCUGGCACCACAAAAUGCCCGGGGCAACCUGGCCGUCAACGCGCUCAACAACAACACAUCAGCAGGCCAGGCCGUGGUGGUCGAGCUGAUCCUGACCUUCCAGCUGGCCCUCUGCAUCUUCUCCUCCACGGACUCCCGCCGCACCAGCCCUGUGGGCUCUCCAGCCCUGUCCAUUGGCCUGUCUGUCACGCUGGGCCACCUCGUGGGGAUCUACUUCACCGGCUGCUCCAUGAACCCAGCCCGCUCUUUCGGUCCCGCAGUGGUCAUGAAGCGGUUCAGCCCCUCGCACUGGGUCUUCUGGGUGGGGCCCAUCGUGGGAGCCAUCCUGGCUGCCAUCCUUUACUUCUACCUGCUCUUCCCCACCUCCCUGAGCCUCAGCGAGCGUGUGGCCGUCAUCAAGGGCACCUAUGAACCUGAAGAGGACUGGGAGGAGCAUCGGGAGGAGAGGAAAAAGACCAUAGAGCUCACUGCCCACUGA